Molecule: messenger RNA, 1828 nt
Organism: Pristis pectinata (smalltooth sawfish)
Lineage: Eukaryota; Metazoa; Chordata; Chondrichthyes; Rhinopristiformes; Pristidae
Gene: ccndbp1
Product: cyclin D-type binding-protein 1
Biological process (GO): regulation of cell cycle
Cellular component (GO): nucleus
Source: RefSeq, a predicted model, not a curated record
CCACGACCACAUCCUUGGCCUCGCCCUAUUUUGCUCCGCCCUAUUCUUCGCCCAGUCCUCCGCCGUCCCGCCCCCUGAGCGCCGCGGCCGCCCUGUCCGCCGCCGCCCCGCUCCCUGAGCGCCGCGGCCAGCUGGGAGGUGAAGAUGGAGGAGCGGCGAGCGGCCGAGGCCGAGGUUGCGCAGUGUGGUGGUGGCGACCUGCGGCUGCCGUUGCGGAACCUGGUGCAGGGCCUGCGGGAGGUGGCGUCGCAGCUGCGAGAGGGAGAAUCGUGGAAAUUGGAAGAUUUUGACUUGCAAUUCUUCUGGAAAACUCUAGGUGAGUGUGUCAAAGCAGUAUCUCAAGAAGCAACAAAACUCAGUUUGGCCUUUUCAAAACCUCCUUUGCCAUCUGUACAAGACUGUCAGAAGCUCACUGCUGAAAUUCAGAAGAGUAUCCUUACUUUAUCCAGUGUGUACUACUGGUUACCAAAGAGUCAAGGCUUGACUUUACGACGAUUGGUUCGAGAUGCCGCAAUGGACAUAGUGGAGGGAGUUAUUCAGCUAUUGAAUGUGAUACUGACCACACCACUUCAAAGUUUGUCACAGGACCAACUGACAUCCACAGGUGGAGUCUGGGAAGCUUGUGACCGAUUUUCCAAGAUACCACAAGAUAACCAUGUAGCUGUUCUGUCACUGAUGUCGUCUUACUCUGCUAUUGUAGAAGAUGCUUUGGAGGAAAUGAAACAGGCUCAGCACACAGAUAAUGCAGAUCCAUUCAGUGACAUUUUUGAAGAUGACGAAUCACACUUGCGAGAAAACCGGGACACUUACUGGUCAGAAGAUGACAAACAAGUCAUGGCUCCUUGCUUAGGACUACUGAAAGCAGCCAAAGCAUGUUUGAAAAAAGUCUCUGCCGCUGUUAAAAACUCACGGAAAAGUAGACACGUUGCAAACAUAGUACAGUUGGAUGAUCUGGGUGAUGUUACAAGUGAAAUUAGCCCCAGUGUUGAUGAGUUGGUCUUGAGUCUUUAUCCUCCAAUGAACUAUAUCACUGUGCAAAUGAACGCUGCAAAGGUUGCUUCUGUCUUAAACAAAGCUCUGGAAAUAACCAAAUCCAGUCAUGUGUGUCCCGAAUCAGAGAGCAACUGGUUGCAGUUUCUAAGUGGAGCAAUUGAUCAUAAUAUGGACAAAGUGAAAGAUUUAACACAGGGCAGUUCUUAGCAUGUGAAAGGACUUUACUGUUACAUGCAAGUUAUAAUGACUGGCAAAGUGUAUGUUUGUUCUGUUCAGGAAAUCCAACCAGUAAAUAAAAAUUGUGGUCAAUAUUUCAGUUGUCGAUACGUCUUUGUACAAGAACCAGUGAUCUCCAUGGUAAUUGAUGUCUUAAUUUCAAAAUUGUCCGUGAAUACUCAUCCCUUAAAAGCACCCUGAUGACCUGAUAUUACGUGUUAGCAUGGAUUCAGCACUCUUAAGAAUCAAGAGUGCCCUUUGUCCUUUGAGAAGUGCGGUCAAAUUUUAACAUCAAAUCAGGAUUUUUUUUUAGGCAUCCAACUGUGGGUUAGAUUUUUUUUCCAUCAGAAAAAUUGCACAAAAGUAUUCCAUGCCCUCUAAGAAUUUCCAUGCAUAAUGCUUUCGCCUGAAUUAGCCCAGUUUGCUUUGGAUGCACAACCACAGCACAGAGUAUUUUGUCGUCUGGGGUAAAUUAUGGAGCUUAACUCCAGGGACAUCUGAUGGGCAGAAGGAUAACAUUUGAGAUUUCCAGAAAGUUUGUUGUGAAAUUAAGUCUUCCAUGUUGACAAAAGAAAAUGUACUUUUCUAUGAGCUUUAUUAAAGUUUAUUCUGCUCUGUA